AACAUAAUUCGAUACCAUCGACUCGAUAGUAUCGAAAAAAAUUUUCUGUUUUGUUUUUUGAGAGAAAAUUUUUCCAAUUUAAUCCAUUUAAUUGUUUACACAUUUUCCUUCAAUCUUCUUAAUUAGUUUUCUCUUUUGUUUAUUAAUUGUGCCUUUUUAAUUAUCGUUUGUCAUCAUGUUAAAGCCGAAAACUUUGAGUAGUAUUUUAGGACAAGCAAAUACCGGAGGAGUUCAAUGUACAUUAUUGUUGAAUCGUGAGGGUAGUCUUCUUGCUUAUUCAGGGUAUGGUGACACUGAUGCUCGGAUGACAGCAGCAAUUGCCUCCAGUAUUUGGAUUUCAUAUGAGAAAUAUGGUAAACUGGCAGCGAGUGAAGAUGAUUUAAAUUGUCUUUUACUUCAGUGUGAGGACGGCAAUGUAAUCGUUAAACGAGUGGCCAAUGUUUUACUUUGUAUGCACGCUAAAAGCUUCGUCCCCUUAGGUACCUUAAAGGCCAAAGUAACCGCUUUGUCCGAUCAUCUGGAUGAACCAAUUAGGAUGAUUACUUUAUAAAAAAAAAUCAUAUUCCAGUCUAUCUACUAUAUACAUAAAUUUUCUAAUCAAUUUUAAUUCAUUUAAUUUCUUCCCAAUUCUCCGUUGUAAUAAUUUCCAAAUCAAAAUGCUCGAUUUCCCCACUGAACGUAUUAUCUUUACCUCCACCGAAACCUUAAUUGCAACUUAACCAUUUAUAUUGAAAAUCUCCAAUUGAUACACAACAGAAUAAAUAAAAAGACACAAAUUCACAUAA
Molecule: messenger RNA, 785 nt
Organism: Panonychus citri (citrus red mite)
Lineage: Eukaryota; Metazoa; Arthropoda; Arachnida; Trombidiformes; Tetranychidae
Gene: Lamtor2
Product: ragulator complex protein LAMTOR2-like
Exons: 3
Coding region: 176-550 (124 amino acids)
Biological process (GO): positive regulation of TOR signaling; cellular response to amino acid stimulus
Cellular component (GO): Ragulator complex
Molecular function (GO): molecular adaptor activity; guanyl-nucleotide exchange factor activity
Source: RefSeq, a predicted model, not a curated record